UCCAUCCCAGGUUUUGCGUCACACUCGCCACCAAACUCUCCUUCAGGACUCAGUUUUCAUUCAGUUCUGUACAGGAUUACCAGCGGCGCAGGACCUGUUUCUGUUACUUACUGUAAAGAGAAAAGUGGCCUACAUUUCAGCACUUAAACGAAAUAUUUCCCCUUGAGUGUGAGCCUGGACCUUUGGAAUGGCAGUGAAGGCAUCUGAUCUUGGGUCAGUAAGUAUCACUAUGGAGGACAGCCUGUGUAAUGGAGGAACACAGCCACAGGAAGCUCCACUGCUAACCCAUCUGAAAAAGGUAGAGAACCACAUCACAGAGGCACAGCGCUUCUCUCACCUGCCCAAACGCACUACUGUGGACCUGGAGUUCAGAGACCUGUCCUACACCAUCAGAGAAGGGCCGUGCUGGAAGAAACAAGGUUAUAAGGCCUUACUCAAGUGUCUGUCGGGGAAGUUUUGCAGUCGGGAACUCAUUGGCAUUAUGGGCCCCUCUGGGGCUGGAAAAUCCACUUUGAUGAACAUCCUGGCGGGAUACAGGGAAACAGGAAUGACUGGAGAGAUCCUGGUAAAUGGAAAGCUCCGAGACCUCAGAACCUUUCGUAAAAUGUCCUGUUACAUUAUGCAAGAGGACAAAUUGCUGCCCCACUUGACUGUUCAAGAAGCAAUGACGGUAUCAGCCAACCUGAAGCUCAAUGAGGACGCAGAGGUGAAAAAAGAGCUGAUAAAAGAAAUUCUGACAGCCCUGGGACUGCAUGAGUGUGUCCACACUCGAACUGUGUGUCUCUCUGGAGGCCAGUGUAAGCGGUUGGCUAUCGCCCUUGAGCUAGUAAACAACCCCCCAGUCAUGUUUUUUGAUGAGCCCACCAGUGGUUUGGAUAGCGCAUCUUGUUUCCAGGUAGUGUCAUUGAUGAAGUCUCUGGCACAAGGAGGGCGAACUAUCAUUUGCACUAUUCAUCAGCCCAGUGCCAAACUAUUUGAGAUGUUUGAUAAGCUGUAUAUUUUAAGCCAAGGCCAGUGCAUAUACAAAGGAAGUGUCCCAUACCUCAUCCCUUAUUUGAGAGGAUUGGGUCUUCACUGUCCCACAUACCACAAUCCUGCAGAUUUCAUCAUUGAAGUAGCGUCAGGAGAGUACGGGGACUUGAACCCAGUGUUGUUUGAGGCUGUUCAGGGUGGCAUGUGUGCAUUGGAGCAAAAGCGAAACUGUAUCGACAAAACCACCGUAACCCCAUGCACUGCAAAAUGUGUCAAAGAUUCAGGGCAUGUUGAGAGCCAUACUUUUGCAACAAGCUCUCUGACUCAGUUCUGCAUUCUCUUCAAGAGAACAUUUAUUACAAUAUGCAGAGACCAGGUUUUGACACAUCUGCGGCUAAUGUCACACAUCUCCAUUGGAGUGCUGAUAGGCCUGCUGUACCUCAAUAUUGGCAAUGACGCCAGCAAAGUCUUCAACAACACUGGUUUCCUCUUCUUCUCAAUGCUCUUUCUCAUGUUUGGAGCACUGAUGCCUACAGUUCUUACCUUUCCGCUAGAGAUGGCUGUGUUUCUGAGGGAACAUCUAAACUACUGGUAUAGCUUGAAGGCUUACUAUCUGGCUAAGACAAUGGCUGACAUUCCAUUCCAGGUCCUUUGUCCCAUCAUGUACUGCAGUAUUGUGUACUGGAUGACUGAACAGCCUCCAGAGGCAAGCCGCUACUUGCUGUUUUUGGCUUUGUCGAUCUGUACAGCUUUAGUAGCCCAGUCUCUUGGACUUCUAGUCGGUGCUGCCUCCACAUCCCUUCAGGUGGCCACUUUUGUUGGUCCGGUUACAGCCAUUCCGGUGCUACUAUUCUCAGGGUUCUUCGUCAACUUUGACACCAUUCCAGAAUACCUACAAUGGAGUUCCUACGUGUCCUAUGUCCGGUAUGGGUUUGAGGGGGUGAUUUUGUCCAUUUAUGGGAUGAACCGAACUGCGCUGGAAUGUCCAGGGAGGGUUUGCAAGUUCCAAAGACCUGAAGAAGUACUGCAGUUAUUAGAUGUAGAAGAUGCCAAGCUUUACAUGGACUUCAUCGUAUUGGGGAUUUUCUUCCUCAUUCUGCGACUCGCCACUUACUUGGUUCUUCGGUACAAAAUAAAGUCAGAACGAUAAUAUUCAAGUCAUGGCCUUGAAUGGUCUGCAGCUCUUGUGGCCUGUUUUCAGGCUACACGUAUACACUAUCAUUUCCAAAGGUGUCAUUAUCUGCUCAGGAAGAUCAGAUUUAUUUGCUGAUAAUUUUCGUGUUCUGGUUUUUAUAUUUCAUUUUGAAUAAAUUAAUUAAAUGUCAUUGUCUACAGAAUUGGCUUUAAAAGAAAUUGAGUGAAUAUUUUGUUUUUCAGUGUUAAACUGAUGCCGUACCAGGUGUUGGAAAAAAUUUGGUGUUAUGCAAGGCUGCUAUAUCCAAAUUCAAGAUGUCAUACCAAAUUUAAAUAUGCAAAUGAUAAUUUACUGAUCUUUCUCUAUUCAUUAUGGCAGUUCUCAUACUCGUUUAACUCUGGCUUUAAGCUUCCACUAACAUUGCUUGAUUUUUUUUUUUUUUACUCAGAGCUAAUUAGAAUGAAGUUUUUGCAUUUCCAGUUUCACAAAGCACAUCAUGAACAUGUUUAGCCUGAGAUGAGGAUGUUUACAUAUCAUUGCACAAGUCCGAAAAGGGUUUUAAUUCAAACCAGAAGACUGUGAAGGUUCACAUAGUGCCUGCGUUUCUAUUAAACCAUUGUAUCAGUCUUUUUGUAUAGUAGAUUUGAUCAGUUUUCUCUCUUUUAUGAUUAUUUAGUAUUUUGACUUGUAUUUAUCUGGUGCUAAAAUUUAUGUAUUAAAACAAAGUUAUAAUUUUUUUAGACCAACAAACUUUCAUACUAUGUAUAUCAGCAAUGUAUUGUGUAAACAUGUCAUACUGCCAAAUGUACCUAGUGUGUUUAGAAAUAAAAUUAUG
Molecule: messenger RNA, 2942 nt
Organism: Onychostoma macrolepis
Lineage: Eukaryota; Metazoa; Chordata; Actinopteri; Cypriniformes; Cyprinidae
Gene: abcg4b
Product: ATP-binding cassette, sub-family G (WHITE), member 4b
Exons: 15
Coding region: 188-2122 (644 amino acids)
Cellular component (GO): plasma membrane
Molecular function (GO): ATP binding; ABC-type transporter activity; ATP hydrolysis activity
Source: RefSeq, a predicted model, not a curated record